Messenger RNA from Procambarus clarkii (red swamp crayfish), 5087 nucleotides. RefSeq names its product protein sel-1 homolog 2. Gene Ontology annotation, biological process: ERAD pathway. Gene Ontology annotation, molecular function: protein binding. Gene Ontology annotation, cellular component: endoplasmic reticulum membrane. Lineage: Eukaryota; Metazoa; Arthropoda; Malacostraca; Decapoda; Cambaridae. The record is from RefSeq and is a predicted model, not a curated record.
UGAGAGCAUCUCUGCUGCCCUCUCUCAGCUUCUCUGCUGCUUGUUGCGUCAGUCGACUCUUGAUGGCCUUAUCGCAUAGUGACACGUCGCCUUAGAUCUUGGCUGAUAUAUAUCGCCGCCGUUGAACGUCCACUUCAGUUUAUAUCGACAUGCUAGACCAGUUGUAACUAUACGGAGAGGAGACAGUGAACAUUGCUGUAGGCUAGGCCUAUAUAUAAUUUCGAUCGUAAUUUAUAUCGUGGAUGGACUGCAAACGUGCGAGAAAAUGUUGGCGAGACUGAAUAUUUGUGCAAUAGUGCUUGUGAUUGGAGUGCAAAGUGGGGAAGUUGCAGAAUGGCGGCAGCAAAGAGAAAAGGCUGUCGAUGCCUUGUUUCACCAGCAGGAGGCGGCGUGGGGCGUGGAGCUGCUGCAGCAGGCCGCCAGCCAAGGAAACCUGGACGCCAAGAGUGACCUGACCCUAGCUCUUCUCCUGGGAAUAGGUGUGACCCAGGACAUCGCUGGCGCUGCGUCGUCGUCGAGCAGCCUAGUGAGCGUUGGGGGGGCUCGGGCCCACACCACGCAGGCCAUCCUCCUCUCCCACAACCUGACUGGCACCUCCCUCACGCAGGAGGAGCGCCAGAGUCAGGCUGUGUCACACUACAUGGUGGCGGCCAUGAACAAGGACCCGCUGGCGCAAAUUAUGGUGGGCGGACACUAUUGGAGUGGUGGCGACUGUCAUGCUGCCCUUCAGUACCUGCGACGAGCUGCCUCUACGGUCGCCCCCACUGCCAGCGAGGAGGCCAAGGGUCGUAAUCCGCCCAGAUACGUAUGGGCUGAGGACGACACAAUGGCCUCUUUCUACCAGAUGCCCUCUCUCGACGAGUUUCAAUACCUGGAGUAUUCGGCCAUGAACGGCGACGCCGAGGCGGCCCUUAGAGCCGCCAUCAUCUUGUACAAGGGCGUGCCCGACAUUGGGUAUGAUCCCGUGCGUGCCGCAGAGUAUUUGCGGCAGGCUGCCGAGACCAACAGCACCACGGCCAUGGUAAUGCUGGCCGCUAUGCACCUUCACAAAACGGUCCCCCCAGACAGAGAUGACACACUCGACCUGCUCCAGAUGGCACUCUCCCUCGGUGACAAGACCGCACACACAUAUUUAGGUCUUCUUUUCCUACAAGGGUUCGGAGAUGUGCCCAAAAAUUUAGCAAAAGCCAAAAAACAUCUGCAACAAGGCAUCAAAACGGGUAGUGUGGAAGCCUUCUAUUUGCUUGGCAGAGUGUACGAGGACCCCGAUAGCUCUGGGUCACUGGAGGAAGCCAUGAUGAUGUGGGAGGUGUCCGCCACGUUCGGUCACGUGCCCUCAGCCUUCAGAGUGGCUGAGAACUACUGGCAGAAGAUGAACAAGGCUGCCUCCACCACCGUUAUCCCGGAGAGCACUUCGGCUGUGGCAGAGAACCUAUGCCGUGAAGCUCUUCCGUUCUACAGGAUGACCGCUCUCUCCGGAAGCUGGCAGUAUCUGCAGGAAGCUGCCUACGACGACUACAGAGGAGGACGUUACUCCUCAGCGCUGCUCAAGUACUUGUUGCUCUCAGAUCUGGGCUACACGUCAGCACAUGUCAAUGCGGGUCGUCUCCUGGACUCCGGGGUGGUGGAUGUAUACAGUAGCCAGGAAGCGGCCCGCAGUGAAGCACUUAAAGUGUGGCGCCGUGCAGCGGAUGCCGGGGUAGCCGCGGGGCACCUGCGCCUUGGUGACAUGUACUACUAUGGCGAGGGAGUGCCACGGGACGUUGUGGCAGCAGCUAAGCACUACGGUGAUGGUGCCAAGUUGGGCAGCGCUGAAGCCCUCUUUAACAUGGCCAACAUGAAGGAGUGGGGUGAAGGGACUUUCCAGAACAUCACCAAGGCGAGGGUGUUAUACCAGGCAGCCCUCGAGGCCAGUCCUGAAGAUGCACUUGUUCCCGUAAGCCUGGCACUCUUCAGGAUGGACGCCAUACUUGCUAUUAAUGCCACGAUCGGCCUCGACCUGUACUCUGUUGACUGGUUCCCCGCCAAACUCUCAAGACGGCGUAAUUUAUUCUCAAGUUUUCUUUCGUACUUUCCUGAAUGGGAUGUUGCUCUUAUGGUGGCCUUGGCGAUAGUUAUUGUUGUGAUGCUAACUGCUCGCUACAGGCGUUGAUACGUGUGUGGUGCGCCGUAUAUGUCGGGCCAUACGUCAGUGUUUUUAAACUUGUCUUCUCAUGGCCCACUUUAUAUAUAAAUACAUGACCGAGACCUAAGGAAAAUAAAUUAUAUCCAGAGUCUUUAGAAAAAACUUUAAACGACAGCAUAUUAGUUCAGAUUAAAAAGUUAGCUAAUUAUUAUCAUAUUUGUUAUUACUGUUGUCAUUAUUAUUAUCAGUUGUGGUUAGUUUAAAGAACUAAAAUGAGUUAUCGUGCAACACUCCUCGGGGGUCGUGUUUCUGGUUACACUCUUCUUUCAAGUUCACCUAUCAUGUCCUCAGUCAUGUCCUCAGUCACUCACAACUGAGUAUCAAUCAUAUGGACAUUGUCAGUCACAGUCACUAUAUACCGUCGAUAUGUCUGUCCGUCGCCCUCACCAUACGGAAUGUCCGUAAAUCACUGUCAUAUGACUCAUCUCAAUCACCAUCACCAAACUGACAUGCUUGUCAGUAACUCACCUUACGUAUAUAUUUGCAGUCACCAUAACUAUCUGCAGUCACCAUAACUAUACGGGCAUGUCUAUCAGUCACCCUAACCAUAUGCACAUGUCUGUUGUCACCAUCACCUUUUAAAUUUCCUUCAUCACCAUUUACCAUAUUUAAUGCACGUCAUUUCCUCACACAAACUGAAUGACUUAAUAAUCAUUCGUCACAUACAAAUAAUUGUGUAUAUCUAUAUUGUGUAAUCUAGUCAUAUGGAAACGUUACUAAUUUGUGUAUAUAAUAAAAAUGAGCAUAUAUUUGUAAAUGUUACAUUGGAUAUUUUUCCCGUGGAUCUUUUCUGAUUGUCAUUCCAUUUUAAAGUUAUUUUUGACCACUAUCCAUCUGUGCAAAUUAUAAUGUGAGGGGAUUAUACCUGUGUAGGCUACGCUUAGAGCUCCACAUUAUAUACAUAUAUAUAUACCGGGGGUAUAUAUAUUACAUAUAUAUUUUUUUUACAUUUAUCUAAAUUUAAAGCCAUGAAUAACCUCCUGUGUAAGUUAUGCCACAAGCCCAAAUAUUAUCAUAACUAUGAAUUUAUCUUUGUAUGUUAUAAUUUUGCUAAUGUGAUUGUGUAUCGGGAAAAGCACACAAGAUGUUAAAUAAUGUUAGUAGGUUAAUAUUACCAAGGCAACACCUUCGGGUAAACAUACAACAAAGGUGUUUGUGAUGAUGGUAGAAUAAUUAAAACAUUUUUUUUGUUUAGAAUUAUCAUAAAUUGAAAUAUAUAACACACCACUACAAAUUAAUUUUCAAAUGACAACAAAUAUAAAUACUAGGCACACAUAGGAGUCAAAUCAUUAAAUAAUAGCAGUCAUUAUAUAUAUAAAGCUAAUUAUGACAACUCUUCUGUAUUAAAUAAGUUUACAUUUCAUCUAUUCAAAUUAAUUACUUUGGCACUUUAAGUAACUUACAUAAUUGGUUCUGUACAAAUCGGCUCAGAAUGUUAAUGUCAGAUUUUUUACAUUGAUUAUGUGCAAAAAUAUGUUACGAAGUUAGAGAUUUCCUGCAGCUCUUGAGUUGUUUUUCGUUGCCAUGAUGUAAUCGUAGUUUUAUCUCUAAUGUCUGCCGGGUAUCUUAUAUUUUCGGAACUCUGUAAUUACGCUUAUCGAGGUCUCCAUUGGCCAGUUAGUACUACUGACCUCUAGGAUGCAACCCAUAAGAAUUGUGUAAAUCCUGAAUACCUAUUGCUUGCUAGGUGAGUAGACACAUCAGAUAAAGGAAAUGUGGCCAAACGUCUAUGUCCUGCCCGGGGAAAUUGAACCCCAGGAGGGGCAAGACCCUUGGUUGUGUGUCGGCGACGUAGCCCACUUAAUUCUCGGUGUAUAUACCGUAAGUUUCCUUCUGGACUAUGUAUACUUGCUGGUUGGUCAGUAAGCUGUUGUGGUGGCCUUAAUAACUCUCCAUGACAGUGGCUGAUAGGGUUUAAGCCCAAUACCAAACCACGGUGGAGAAACCCAAGAAUAAUAGUGAUAGGGUUGUGGAGGAGUUGUAGUGGUGACCAUUGUUUCAUACAGAGAGCCUCCCUCCUCAUUCACACUUCUGUGUCGUCGCCGAUCACACAUGGGGAACUCAGCGAACAAAAUAUUUUCAUGUGGGUGUUUUUAGAAGCAUCUCGGCACAGUCAGCGCCCACCAAGUACACGUAUUUUUUUAGUUUUUACAAGGAUUUAAUUAAUUCUUUUCAUAUUUAAUUAUUUUGAAAGUGCAUCUUAAUUUCUUAUUUAUGUAUUCAUAUUAUAUAUGAAGCUAGUCCUAAUAACAAGCAAUGUUGUUGUUAUUUUUAAGUUACAACUCUUGUAUAAUGAAAAUAGUACUGAAAAUUGGAGGGAAAAUAUAUUUAUUGUUCAGUAAUGUUCCAAUUAGUAUAGUACUUGUGCGGCUGUGAUCUAUGAUGCUGGCCACACCCAUUAAGCUUUAUGUGUCACUGUCUGUUAGGCUGUAAGUAAAGUACCAAAUAACACGUUGGCUUAUAUGCAUUUUGGAGUACAUUUUGUAUUGAAUUCUAUUUUCUAUACUUUGUAUAUUUUAUAUAAUUCAGGGAAUAUAUUCUGCUGACUGAUACAUAUGUUUUCGCAUGAUGUACAAAAAUGUUAAUCUAUUGAUAUUAUGCAACUUAGCUAUGUGCCAUGUAGACUCUAGAUUAACUGUAUAUGAAUUUGUUAUAUCGUUUUAAUAUCAAUGUAAUAACAUUAUUAAUACUAUAUUUGGCUUAAAAAUUAAAUUUUUCUAUUACCUUAGUAAUGCUAUGUAAUGCACAGGUUUAACGUUAAUGUGUCAUGAAUAGCCUCACCUGAGGUUUGAAAUGUGAUAUAUAGUCUAGAUAAACAUCCCCUCCUCACAUGGCAGCUUCCACUAACAUUAGUAAUACAGUUUUGCCUAGUCUUGUGUUCCAAAUAAAAGACAGUACAAAU